Molecule: messenger RNA, 461 nt
Organism: Colletes gigas
Lineage: Eukaryota; Metazoa; Arthropoda; Insecta; Hymenoptera; Colletidae
Product: histone H2A-like
Exons: 1
Coding region: 31-405 (124 amino acids)
Cellular component (GO): nucleosome
Molecular function (GO): DNA binding; protein heterodimerization activity; structural constituent of chromatin
Source: RefSeq, a predicted model, not a curated record
GUUUUGUACAACCAUAUCUCGUUUGAAAAGAUGUCUGGACGCGGCAAAGGUGGUAAAAUAAAGGGAAAGGCAAAGUCCCGUUCCAACAGAGCUGGUCUCCAGUUCCCUGUGGGACGUAUUCACAGACUGCUUCGCAAAGGAAACUAUGCAGAACGUGUCGGUGCUGGGGCUCCUGUCUAUUUGGCGGCUGUCAUGGAAUAUCUAGCUGCUGAGGUGCUGGAAUUGGCCGGUAACGCAGCCAGAGACAACAAAAAGACCAGAAUUAUUCCACGACACUUGCAGUUGGCUAUCAGGAAUGACGAGGAGUUGAACAAACUCUUGUCCGGAGUUACCAUAGCUCAAGGAGGCGUUUUACCUAAUAUCCAAGCAGUUUUACUACCAAAGAAGACUGAGAAGAAGGCAUAAUUUUGCUUUAUUCAGUCACACACCAAACGGCCCUUUUUAGGGCCAACAAUACUUAA